Messenger RNA from Polyodon spathula (Mississippi paddlefish), 5865 nucleotides. RefSeq names its product receptor-type tyrosine-protein phosphatase gamma-like. The record is from RefSeq and is a predicted model, not a curated record. The coding region runs from base 189 to 4463 and encodes 1424 amino acids. The transcript has 29 exons. Gene Ontology annotation, molecular function: protein binding; protein tyrosine phosphatase activity. Lineage: Eukaryota; Metazoa; Chordata; Actinopteri; Acipenseriformes; Polyodontidae. Gene Ontology annotation, biological process: protein dephosphorylation.
UAACUUCAAGAAUUCCAAGCAGCAGCAGCUAGCAUUUGUUGCGGCUACAUCUGGCCCCCGCGGUUGUGCUCAAACGUUGUCCUGUUUUAUGUUUUGCUUUCUUCGUCGUCGUUUAGGCUUGCGCAUCUUUUUGGACAUUAAAACUUUAUCAGCAGUUACUCUUUGUUGCUCUCAAUGUGCAUUUUGACAUGCGGAGGCUACUAGAACCGUGUUGUUGGGGGAUCAUUUCUUUAAUUUUAUCUGACUACGUGCUUUUUGGGGCCGACUGUCACCCUGCUUUGACAGGAGGUCAGCCUGGAUCUUUACAAGGAAAGGAGCCUGGAAGAGCUGCUCGGCUACGGAGGAGGAGGAGGCGGGAGCCUGGAGAUCCCUACUGGGCCUAUUCAGGAACCUAUGGACCUGAGCACUGGGUUUCACUGAAUGCAGAAUGUAGAGGGACGAGCCAGUCCCCCAUAGACAUCACAGACCAAAAUACUAAAGUUGUACCAGAAAACCUAGAACUCAUCCUUGAGGGUUUUGAAGCUGAAUCUUCAAACAAAACAUGGAUGAAGAAUACAGGGAAAACUGUUGCCAUUCUGCUGAAGGAUGAUUAUUUUGUCAGUGGUGCCGGACUGCCAGGCAGAUUCAAAGCAGAGAAAGUGGAGUUCCAUUGGGGUCAGAGUAAUGCUUCAGCGGGCUCUGAACACAGCAUCAACGGCAGGAGAUUCCCAGUUGAGAUGCAGAUUUACUUGUAUAAUUCAGACGACUUUGACAACAUCGAAGCAGCUAUUUUGGAUAAGAGAAUAAUAGGAGCAAUGUCUGUGUUCUUUCAGGUUGGGCUGAAGGACAACCCAGCAGUGGACCCCAUUAUCCAUGGGCUGAAAGGGGUGGUUCAUCACGAGAAGGAAACAUUUUUGGAUCCUUUUGUGCUGAGAGACUUGCUGCCAACCUCACUCGGAAGCUAUUACCGCUACACUGGUUCCCUGACAACCCCGCCUUGUAGUGAGAUUGUGGAGUGGAUAGUCUUCAGCAGGCCUGUCUUUGUCUCUUAUCAGCAGCUGGAGGCGUUUUAUUCCAUAUUUACCACUGAACAGCAGGACCAUGUCAAAUCAGUGGAGUACUUGAGGAACAACUUCCGACCGCUGCAGAGCCUGGAAGGAAGGGUGGUGUACAAGUCAGCCGUCAGAGAUGCUUGGAUCCAAGACAUGACCGACAGCCUGGGGAAUCCGUACGGAACUGAUUCCUCAAAAGUAUGCAGCACUCCUCCAGUCAAUAUGAAGGUGCAGCCAUUAAAUAAAACCGCAUUAGUAGUAAGCUGGAACAGACCUGAAACUGUCUACCACCCUCCCAUCAUCAACUUCAUGAUCUCCUACAGCUGGAAUAAGAACGAAGAGCCAAACGACCAAACCUUCACCAAGGACAGUGACCAGGACCUGAAAGCCGUCAUCAACACUGUCUCUCCGGACAUUCUUUACCUGUUCAGAGUCCAAGCUGUCUGCCAGAAUGACAUGAGAAGUGACUUCAGUCAGACCAUGCUCUUUCGAGCCAACACUACAAGGAUAUUUGAAGGAACCAGAAUUGUCAAAACAGGAAUGCCUACUGCAUCCCCAGCCUCUUCAGCAGACAUGGCACCCAUAAGCUCUGGCUCCUCUACCUGGACUUCCUCUGGCCUCCCUUUCUCAUUUGUUUCUAUGGCAACUGGAAUUGGGCCUUCGUCCAGUGGGAGUCAAGCAACUGUGGCCUCUUUGGUGACUAGUACAUUACUGGCAGGCCUUGGGUUUAGCGGGGGUGUAAUUUCUUCCUUUCCCAGUUCAGCCUGGCCUACCCGUCUGCCCCCUGCUACUUCUGCAACCACCAAACAGGUGGUGAAGCCUGUUGUGCCCACCACUGAGGCUGUAUCCUCCCCUGGCUCAGAGGGGGAUUCCACAGUCUCCAAAGACAACGAGGGGGCCGAAGAAGGAGAUAAAGAUGGGAAAGGGGAAGGUGAGGAGGGGGAGAAAGAGGGAGAAGAGGAGGGAGAAGAGGGGAAUGAGGUGAAGGAAAAGAAAGUGGUGACUGAAAUUGCAGAGACACAGGAGAACAAGACCAAAACCAAGGAGGCCACCACUGCUUCUCCGACUGCAACUGCGAAAGAGAAAGAACAAGAGGAGGAAGUAUCUGAGACCCCGAAAGCGGAGGAAAACGUGAUCCCCAUGGGAACAGUUAAACACCAGCUUGCUAAAGAGAUAGAAAUAGCCUUUGAUACGAUAACAGUAACCCCAACCCAAAUGUUGUCCACUUUUACACACAAAGCACCAGGUGUGGUUUCAAAAAGGCCAACAGUGACCGCAGAUGAAGACAUUGGUGAAAAGAAAAAGACUUUUGUCCUGGUUGUUGAUAAAGAGAAUAAUAGCGUCUCAAAUAUGGCAAGAAACCCGGGGCACUCUUCAAACAAAAUGGAGUGGAUCAUCCCGCUAGUGGUCGUCUCUGCACUGACUUUCGUGUGCCUCAUUCUCCUUGUGGCUGUGCUGGUUUACUGGAGAAAGUGUUUCCAAACGGCUCAUUUCUAUGUGGAAGAUAGCAGCUCUCCCCGGGUGGUCCCCAAUGAAAGCAUCCCAAUUAUCCCUAUUCCAGAUGACAUGGAGGCAAUUCCAGUCAAGCAGUUUAUGAAGCAUGUCAGCGAGCUGUAUUCCAAUAACCAGCAUGGAUUUUCAGAGGAAUUUGAGGAAGUGCAACGCUGUACUGUUGACAUGAACAUCACAGCAGAGCACUCCAGUCACCCAGACAACAAGCACAAAAACAGAUACAUCAACAUUGUUGCAUAUGAUCACAGUAGAGUGAAGUUGCGACCUUUAGCAGGGAAGGAUGCAAAGCACAGUGAUUUCAUUAAUGGCAAUUAUGUUGACGGUUACAACAAAUCAAAGGCCUACAUCGCAACACAAGGACCUUUAAAGUCAACGUUUGAAGAUUUCUGGAGAAUGAUUUGGGAGCAGAAUACCGGAAUCAUCGUUAUGAUCACAAAUUUAGUUGAAAAAGGACGAAGAAAAUGUGAUCAGUACUGGCCGUCCGAGAACACUGAAGAAUAUGGAAACAUUAUUGUUACACUGAAGAGCACAAAAGUACACGCCUGUUACACCCUGCGCCAUUUCACAAUCAGGAAUACAAAACUAAAAAAGGGACAGAAAGGCAACCCCAAAGGGCGUCAGAAUGAGAGGACAGUGAUUCAGUAUCACUACACGCAGUGGCCUGACAUGGGAGUACCAGAGUACGCUCUGCCAGUUCUCACCUUUGUGAGAAGAUCAUCAGCUGACAGGACUCCAGACAUGGGCCCAGUGCUUGUCCAUUGCAGCGCUGGUGUCGGCAGAACUGGAACUUAUAUAGUAAUUGACAGCAUGCUGCAACAGAUACAAGAUAAAAGCACAGUCAAUGUCCUGGGGUUCCUCAAACACAUCAGGACACAGCGCAACUACCUCGUCCAAACUGAGGAGCAGUACGUCUUUAUCCACGAUGCCUUGCUGGAAGCAAUCCUUGGCAAAGAAACAGAAGUACUUGCCAAUCAGCUGCACAGCUAUGUUAACAGCAUCCUCACCCUAGGGGCUGGUGGGAAGACGCGACUAGAAAAGCAAUUUAAGCUGGUGACGCAGUGCAAUGCAAGAUAUGUGGAAUGUUUCAGUGCCCAGAAAGAAUGUAACAAAGAGAAAAACAGAAACUCUUCUGUAGUACCAUCUGAACGUGCCAGAGUGGGUCUUGCACCACUGCCUGGAAUGAAAGGAACAGAUUAUAUCAAUGCCUCCUAUAUUAUGGGUUACUACAGGAGCAACGAAUUCAUCAUUACACAGCACCCCUUGCCUCACACAACAAAGGACUUCUGGCGAAUGAUUUGGGACCACAAUGCGCAAAUCAUUGUCAUGUUGCCAGAUAACCAAGGCUUGGCAGAGGAUGAAUUUGUAUAUUGGCCAAGCCGUGAAGAGUCUAUGAACUGUGAGGCCUUUACCGUUACCCUUAUCAGUAAAGACAGAUUGUGCCUCUCAAACGAAGAGCAAAUUAUCAUCCAUGACUUUAUCCUAGAGGCAACUCAGGAUGACUAUGUCCUUGAAGUGCGUCACUUUCAGUGCCCUAAAUGGCCAAACCCAGAUGCGCCACUCAGCAGCACCUUUGAACUUAUCAAUGUAAUUAAGGAAGAGGCCAUGACCCGAGAUGGACCAACCAUCGUUCAUGAUGAGUGUGGUGCAGUUUCAGCUGGAAUGCUUUGUGCUCUUACAACCUUGUCACAGCAGCUAGAGAGUGAAAACGCUGUGGAUGUCUAUCAGGUGGCAAAAAUGAUAAACCUCAUGAGGCCAGGAGUUUUUACAGACAUCGAACAGUACCAGUAUCUAUACAAAUCCAUGCUCAGUUUGGUCAGCACCAAGGAGAAUAGAAAUGGCCUUGUGUCAAUAGACAAAAAUGGCACUAUUGUGAUUAUGGAUGAAUCGGACCCAGCAGAAAGCAUGGAGUCUCUCGUUUGAAGAUUGAAAAGCCUUGAAGAGGCGCUUCAUUUGGAAAACUUCAAGGACUAGGCAGACUUUUUUGAGGCCUUUUUUUGCCAGACUCUAGGUUAAAUAAAAAUAACCUGAUUACUUUUUUUACACUGAUAAAGUUUUUGAUAUUUAUUUUUGCCAUUUUAUGUCUUAAUGUUAUCCUACUGAGCAUUUGCACCUAUGUUUAAUUUCACACAAUGAAACACAUUUUUUUCUAAUUUGCACUAUAUAAUCAGUGUUACUGCCUAUAAUAGUCAAAUCUACAGAAUUGAUAAUCAAGCUCUAAUGUGACAUUCCAUGGCAUCACUCAACGGAAUUGUGUGCUCUUGAGUUGAUCAGAACAACAAGCAUUUGGCAGUGUAUCGUCUGCAGUUUACCAUGGUACAAUGAAACCUGUGUAAUGCAGUCACAGCUGGGUUUGCUUUUGAGCACCCCAUUUUAAAUGUGUUUUAAUGCAUACAUUUCAUUAAGAAGUUUUGAUUCAGUGUGAUGAAACUAUGCUUUGUUUUAUACAGGGAAACACUGUAUUGUUUCGCUUAGGAAAUUAUCAUGCUGCUUUCUACACCUACAGCAAUAGGGUAAAAAUAAAUUAUUUUUUAAAUAUUCUAAAUAAGGUAUUCUUAAUAAAAGUCAAGCCCAUCAUAUUAUUCUUUUAAAAGUUGGUCAAAUUAAAACAAAACAAAAAAUCUGUGAAGUUAGGACCUUUUUUAAUAACUGAAUUCCUUACUAGUUGUUUUGUAACAUAGCAUAUACUGUAAGUUGACCUGACCCCCGCCCCCCCCCCACCUUUUAAAAAGGUCAAUAAUAUACUUUCAGCCCUCACCAUGAUAAAUGUAAGCUUUUAUUUGUAUUACAUUUUAUUUGUUUGUACCCUCAACACUGUAUGUGUUGCAUACCCUCCCUCCAUAGUCUGUAUUUGCUGAAGAUGAGUAGGAUAUGUAAUGUAUGAUUUUAAGGGUGUUUUCUUGUUAAAACCAUCUGGUCUCAGUGAAGAGGAGUUUUUCUAUCACAUGUGACUAUGAAUGCAACACUGACCCAUGGGUUUCUAGAAGAGCAAGCUUGGCCCCACAGACUCAACAUGUCUUGGUAUAUUGUUUUUUUUUUUUUUUUUUUGCUGAAAGCUUUCUAUUCCUUUUCUCCCAAAUGUAUUACCAGUGUGCUUUAGGCUCAUGCUGACAGGAUCAAUGCCUUGACUCGUUUGUUGCUACAUAACAACUGUGUCUGGUUUUAAACAAUCUGAUAUUUGAGUCUAUAUUGGGGAUAUUGGAAAAUAGAUCUAUAUCAGAAGCUAAACCAAUUUGUUACAUGUUAAUUGUACAGCACAACUGCCUUGAUAUUAGUCUUUUUAUUGUGUUGUAUUUAUUUAAAAAAAAAAAAAAAGAUUGGAGAG